This is a messenger RNA of Myotis brandtii (Brandt's bat), 4107 nucleotides long. RefSeq names its product nuclear factor, erythroid 2-like 1 (gene NFE2L1). Bases 620 to 2869 code for a protein of 749 amino acids. Lineage: Eukaryota; Metazoa; Chordata; Mammalia; Chiroptera; Vespertilionidae. The transcript is spliced from 6 exons. Gene Ontology annotation, cellular component: nucleus. Gene Ontology annotation, biological process: regulation of transcription by RNA polymerase II. The record is from RefSeq and is a predicted model, not a curated record. Gene Ontology annotation, molecular function: RNA polymerase II cis-regulatory region sequence-specific DNA binding; DNA-binding transcription factor activity, RNA polymerase II-specific.
AAAGUAGCACUUGUUCGCUGCCGCCCCAGAGGCCGGGGACGGAGGCAUCGGGAGCGGGCAUGGCGACGUGGUGUCAGCCGGACUCGGGUUUCUCUGGAAACCCUCCUGGUAAGAGUGGAGGAGGUGGGACACUCUGACCCCAAGACAAAAGGCCUGUAGCUCCAGCCAAAGAAAAUAAACCUUAGGAAGAAAAAAACACACCAAAAAACCCCACAAACAACAACAACACCCCCCAUCAGCUGUUCCUGAGAACAGCCUGCAGUGGAAUCGACAGAGAGGACGACUAAUGCGAGUGAGGAAGUGACUGUAUGUGGACUGUGGAGACAGUAAGUCACGUGGACCCUGAGGGCCUGGACUGGGUUAGGAACUGUUGUACUUUCAGAGGCGAGGUGUCCAGAAGGGACAAGUGAAUGUGGUCUGGAGUGUGGCCUUGGCUCUGCGGGCUGUGCUUUCCUCUGAGGCCGUCAGGGAGCUCAGCCCCUGUGUUCUGCCAGGGUGGGGUGGGGGUCUGGCAUUGAGUGGGGGGUGACUUGCUGGCUGGAGCAGCAGAGCAGUGGCCUUGAUUUGUCUUUUGGAAGAUUUAAAAACCAAAAAACAUAAACGUUGUGGUCCUUCAGCAAUGCUUUCUCUGAAGAAAUACUUAACGGAAGGACUCCUCCAGUUCACCAUUCUGCUGAGUUUGAUUGGGGUGCGGGUGGACGUGGAUACUUACCUGACCUCACAGCUCCCCCCACUCCGGGAGAUCAUCCUGGGGCCCAGUUCUGCCUAUACUCAGACCCAGUUCCACAACCUGAGGAACACCUUGGAUGGCUAUGGUAUCCACCCCAAGAGCAUAGACCUGGACAAUUACUUCACUGCCCGGCGGCUCCUCAGUCAGGUGAGGGCCCUGGACAGGUUCCAGGUGCCCACCACUGAGGUAAACGCCUGGCUGGUCCACCGGGAUCCGGAGGGGUCUGUCUCCGGCAGCCAGCCCAGCUCAGGCCUUGCCCUCGAGAGUUCCAGUGGCCUCCAGGAUGUGACAGGCCCAGACAACGGGGUGCGAGAAAGCGAAACGGAGCAGGGAUUCAGUGAAGAUUUGGAGGAUUUGGGGGCUGUAGCCCCUCCAGUCAGUGGAGACUUAACCAAAGAGGACAUAGAUCUGAUUGACAUACUUUGGCGACAGGAUAUUGACCUGGGGGCUGGGCGUGAGAUUUUUGACUACAGUCAUCGCCAGAAAGAACAAGAUGUGGAUAAGGAACUGCAAGAUGGAGUGGAGCAGGAGGACACCUGGCCAGGAGAAGGAGAAGAAGUUCUGGCACGAAACCUGCUAGUGGAUGGAGAAACUGGGGAGAGCUUCCCUGCCCAGGUGCCUGGUGGGGAGAACCAGACAGCCCUGUCCUUGGAAUUGUGCCUUAGGCUGCUGGAGGCCACCUGCCCCUUUGGGGAGAAUGCUGAGUUUCCAGCAGACAUUUCCAGCUUAACCGAAGCAGUGCCUAGUGAGAGUGAGCCCCCAGGUCUUCAGAACAACCUCUUGUCUCCUCUCCUGACGGGGACAGAGUCACCAUUUGAUUUGGAACAGCAGUGGCAAGAUCUCAUGUCCAUCAUGGAAAUGCAGGCCAUGGAAGUGAACACAUCAACAAAUGAGAUCCUGUACAAUAACCCUCCUGGAGACCCACUGAGCACCAACUAUAGCCUUGCCCCCAACACUCCCAUCAAUCAGAAUGUCAGCCUGCAUCAGGCGUCCCUGGGGGGCUGCAGCCAGGACUUUUCCCUUUUCAGCCCUGAGGUGGAGAGCCUGCCUGUGGCCAGCAGCUCCACACUGCUCCCACUGGUCCCCAGCAAUUCCACCAGCCUCAACUCCACCUUUGGCUCCACCAACCUAUCAGGCCUCUUCUUUCCACCCCAGCUCAAUGGCACAGCCAAUGACACAGCAGGCCCCGAGCUGCCUGACCCACUGGGGGGUCUGUUAGAUGAAGCCAUGCUAGAUGAGAUCAGCCUGAUGGACCUGGCCAUUGAAGAAGGCUUUAACUCUGUGCAGGCCUCCCAGCUUAAAGAGGAAUUUGACUCUGACUCAGGCCUCUCCUUGGACUCUAGCCAUAGCCCUUCCUCCCUGAGCAGCUCUGAAGGCAGCUCCUCCUCCUCUUCUUCCUCUUCUUCCUCUGCUUCUUCCUCAGCCUCUUCCUCCUUUUCUGAGGAAGGUGCUGUUGGCUACAGCUCUGACUCUGAAACCCUGGAUCUAGAAGAGGUGGAGGGCGCUGUGGGCUACCAGCCCGAGUAUUCCAAGUUCUGCCGCAUGAGCUACCAGGAUCCGUCUCAGCUCUCUUGCCUGCCCUACUUGGAGCAUGUGGGCCACAACCACACGUACAACAUGGCACCCAGUGCCCUUGACUCUGACAAGCAGAUGAGCCGGGAUGAGCAUCGAGCCCGAGCCAUGAAGAUCCCCUUCACCAAUGACAAAAUCAUCAACUUGCCUGUGGAGGAAUUCAACGAGCUGCUGUCCAAAUACCAGCUCAGCGAAGCCCAGCUAAGCCUCAUCCGGGAUAUCCGGCGCCGGGGCAAGAACAAGAUGGCAGCGCAGAACUGCCGGAAGCGCAAGCUGGACACCAUCCUGAACCUGAAGCGGGAUGUGGAGGACCUGCAGCGUGAUAAAGCCCGACUGCUGCGGGAGAAGGUAGAGUUCCUCCGGUCCCUGCGGCAAAUGAAGCAGAAGGUUCAGAGCCUGUAUCAGGAGGUGUUUGGGCGGCUGCGAGAUGAGAAUGGGCAACCCUACUCGCCCAGUCAAUAUGCUCUCCAGUACGCUGGGGAUGGUAGUGUCCUCCUCAUUCCCCGCACCCUGGCCGACCAGCAGGCCCGGCGGCAGGAGAGGAAGCCAAAGGACCGGAGAAAGUGAGCCUGGGGAGGAAGGGGGGUUGACACUCACCAAGAUUGAAACUGGAGAAGGGCUGGGCCUGGACCUGGACCUACAGUGGGGGACUUGAAUGCCUUGUUAUCCAAUAGAUCUCAGAUGGGAUGACUGUGGGUCAGUGGACAGGAAGAGGCGGGCAUAGGCACUGUCUGGCUCAGCUUCCCCCACUGGGGAAUGUCAAAGUUGCCAGACUGUCUGGGUGGACAGGGUCUUCACCCAUCCCCCUUUCCUUUGAGGGAAGGGGUGGGGUGGUGAUGACAUUGAUGGAGGCCGACAAAGGGGAAGGAAGGGACUUGUGAGAGGAGAGAAAAGUAGUAGAAAGUCUCAUUCCAGGAAGAAAUGAAGGAAAGAAAAACCAAAAAAAAAAAAAAAAUCAAAAUCAAAGCUGGAAGAAAAAACUGCAGGUUAAGAUUGAAUCUGGCCAGGAUUCCAGGCAGCAGGUUUUAGGUGGGACUAGGUCAUUGGUGUGAGUAAACCCCACUUCACUCCAGGGGAGGGGUGGAGACAGACAAGGUGAGUUCUGGGAAGGGCUUUGUGAACUCUUUCUGCUCCCACACUUUGAUAUCCAUGAAGGGGAGCUCUUAGAUAACUCCUUGAACGUUUCAACACAGGGGAGCUACCAGGACCCGACACCUGUUUAGAGGGUUAGGAUUAAAGGAUACUGAACAGGAAAGGGUCACAAGGCCCCGUAUUGCAGCAGCCCCAACACCAAGCAUGCCACUCACUGUCCCGCCACUCCAUCUCCCUGGUGCCCAGUCACCCCUGAGCUGAGGUUCCCAUGACUUCAUCAGAGCCUGCAUGCAAAUGCUGUUCUCUUCCCUGCCCCUCACCAGCUGCCCAGAGCUCUUCUGUAGCUGGGUGCUGGCAGUGCCCCCAGUAUGGGCCUACAGCCUUCUGGGGGCUGCUCUGAGGCAGGGGGGAUGAUGUGGAAAAGCCAGGUAGUAUUCAGCACAACACUGGGGAGUGACCCCUCAGACCUCCCACCAACAACUGGGCUUGUCACUGGAAAAAGCCAAAACAAAACCCAGCAACAAAAUACUAGUCCUCUUAGAGUUUCUUGCGCUUUGAUUUUUUUAGGGCUUGAGCCCUGUUUCACUUAUAGGGUCUAGGAUGCUUGUGUUGAGUAAAAAGGAGAUACCCCAAUAUUCAAAGCUGCUAAAUGUUCUCUUUGCCAUAAAGACUCCGUGUAACUGUGUGAACAUUUGGGAUUUUUCUCCUCCGUC